Molecule: messenger RNA, 1143 nt
Organism: Lachancea thermotolerans CBS 6340
Lineage: Eukaryota; Fungi; Ascomycota; Saccharomycetes; Saccharomycetales; Saccharomycetaceae
Gene: DYS1
Product: deoxyhypusine synthase
Exons: 1
Coding region: 1-1143 (380 amino acids)
Biological process (GO): peptidyl-hypusine biosynthetic process
Cellular component (GO): cytoplasm
Molecular function (GO): deoxyhypusine synthase activity
Source: RefSeq, a predicted model, not a curated record
AUGUCUGCACUUAACGAAAAGCUUCCAGAUACCUUGAAUGAUGCUGUCUUAAAGGCUUCGGUGUCAAUUUCCGAUGACCAUGUCAAGGUUCAGGGUAUUGACUAUUCCAAGUCCGAAGCCGUUGAUAUGAGAGCUUCCGACUUGGUUGAGUCUAUGAAAACCAUGGGUUUCCAGGCCAGCGCUUUGGGGCAGGGUUGUGAAAUCAUCAACAAGAUGAGAUCAUGGAGAGGCAAGCAUAUUGAUGAGCUGGAGGAACAUGAGCGUAAAGGUUCCUUCGAUGAAGAGGGCCGCCAGAAGACUACUAUUUUUCUGGGGUACACUUCGAACCUGAUCAGCUCAGGUCUUCGCGAAACGAUUCGUUACUUGGUCCAGCACAACCAGGUUAGCGCUAUCGUUGCGACUGCAGGUGGGAUCGAAGAAGAUCUUAUUAAGUGCCUGGCCCCAACGUACCUUGGCGAGUUUACCCUGAAGGGCGCCAACUUGCGUGACAAGGGUCUAAACCGUAUUGGUAACUUGCUAGUGCCCAACGACAACUACUGUAAGUUUGAAGAGUGGAUCGUACCUAUUUUGGACAAGAUGCUUGAGGAACAAGAAGAGUAUGUUACUAAGCACGGCAAUCAAUGCCUAGACGCGAGCACGGACGUUGACGUCCCAAUUUGGACACCAUCGAAACUGAUUGACCGCCUGGGUAAGGAGAUUAAUGACGAGUCUUCUGUCCUCUACUGGGCUCACAAAAACAAGAUCCCAGUGUUCUGUCCAGCUGUCACCGAUGGCUCCAUUGGAGACAUGUUGUUCUUCCAUACUUUCAAGUCUUCGCCAAGCCAGUUGCGUUUGGACAUUGUUUCUGAUAUUCGCAAGAUCAACUGCAUGUCUAUGGAAGCUUCUAAAGCUGGUAUGCUGCUCCUAGGUGGUGGUCUAAUUAAGCACCACAUCGCGAACGCUUGCCUAAUGAGAAACGGUGCUGAUUAUGCUGUGUACAUCAACACUGGACAGGAAUUUGACGGCUCGGAUGCGGGCGCCAGACCUGACGAAGCCGUUUCUUGGGGUAAAAUUAAGGCCGAAGCUGAGUCUGUUAAGAUUUACGCUGAUGCCACUGUUGUAUUCCCAUUGGUUGUUGCAGCUACGUUCGCCAGCGGCAAAUAA